Molecule: messenger RNA, 1181 nt
Organism: Syzygium oleosum
Lineage: Eukaryota; Viridiplantae; Streptophyta; Magnoliopsida; Myrtales; Myrtaceae
Exons: 1
Coding region: 364-888 (174 amino acids)
Source: RefSeq, a predicted model, not a curated record
AAAAUUGACUCGAUAAGGGGAAGCCCUCGCCACGCGCGUGGGUUCCACCCCGCCCCUGCUUUUUCUUACACACAGAUAUCUCUGCUUCGGGCAUCAUCGUCUCGGACAGAUACGCAGGGCGCAGCUAGAACGCCAAGAACAGCGAAAGGGAAAGUAGCAGCAGCAGCAGAUCAAGAAAAGCUCCCCAGAAGAACCCAAGAUCCAAUUCGUCCAACACCCAGAAGGGGAGCAAGCCCCAGCAGAAUCAUCAUCACUGUCUCCCAGACCAAGAGCCUGGUCAGCGACCCGGAAAGGCAAGAAUCGAACGACCCUUUUGUCCCCUUCGGUCGUUCUUGUCGGGGGAGCCCCUCCCUCUCUCUCGCCAUGGCCGACAAGGAAGAAGAGCCGCCGCCGCCGCCUCCGUCCCCCACCGCCGCCGCGGCGCAGCAGGCGCCGUCGUCGUACCCUCUGAUCCUCAAGAUCAUGAGCAAGCGGCGGACCUGGGCGUGCCUCUUCGUGCUCGUGUACGCCGCCCUCCUGUCCUCCUCCUGGAACUCCCUCAAGUCCAUCCUCGCCUGGUACAGGUCGCAGGCCCACCAGCACCCGUCGUCCGGGUGGCCCGCGCUCUACGCGUCGGUGCUCCUCGGCGCCGUCUUCGGGGUGCUCUCGAUGGUCGCCGCCCUCGCCGUCGCCGUCCCGGCGAUGCUGGUGACGUGGAUAUCGGUCGUGGUGCUGCUGGCCUUCUUCGGGAAGCCCAAGAGGGCUCUGGUCCUGGAAGGGAGGAAGAUAACGAAGGAGAUCGUUGGGCUGGUGUGCAAGGUUCUGCUCAGGGAAGGGAAUAUUGUGGCUGCGGUUUGUGCUGUUCUUGGGUACUUCGCUCUUGUCAAGAGGAACGCUGAGGGUGACUGAUGUGAUAGAAUUCGAGCCGUGACACGUUCAGGUCGGUGGAUUAUUCAUUUUCUUGGGAAGAAAUUAGGGAUUUGGGGGUUCUUGGCGAGAGACAAUUGGGAAAGUUCACUUUUUUUUUUCUUUGGGUCUUCUUUGUGACGAGUUCUUGUUUUCCCUUUUUUUGGGGGGUGAGAGGAGGAUCUUGAAAUGGGUAUGCUCAGAAGCGAGGGAACUCCCUGUAACUUUCGAUGGCUAGCUCUUGUAAAUUCUUGCCAAUAUCACGAUCUUGCUUGCUGAGUCUCGUAUUUUGAUGA